AUGGAGGAGAUUAAGGAGGCUAAGAAGGACUACGAGAAGGCUCUGGAAGAGGGAGUAUGUUGGAGCGGAAUUAUCUCAUGUUCCUCAAGCCAGCGAAUCUCAAUCCAACUCGCUCCAAAUUCCGCACGCUGCUUUACAACGACCUCAAAGACAUCGUGGGUCCGAUGGGCAUUACCGUUGCUUUCCUCUUCCCAUUGUAAUCCACAGCAAUCGAAGCUUCUCGAGCACAUCGUGGGGUUAGAGGACGCGCUGAGCGCCGCUUUCAAUUCUUCGCCGAACGACAUCACUCCCAAUUACCGACAGCAUUUCCGCGACAUUCGCUUCAACCUGGAGAAAAACCGGCAAUUGCUCGGCGAUUGGCUGUUUGGCGAGCUGGAAAGCAAAAAACUCGCGUCGAUGACAGCGGAGGAGAUGAUGAGCGAUGAUGUUCGGAAGGAGAGAGAAACGAUCAAGGAAGAAAUGUUCGAAGCGUAUCAGACCGAUUGGUACAAGACGCACAUGAUGAACAAACUCUCUGGAGGCUUCAAGUGCCGACGAUGCGGAUCCGAUAAAACGCAGUACAUGCAGAAGCAGACGAGAUCGGCGGAUGAGCCCAUGACGGUGUUUUUCGAGUGUAUGAACUGCGGAAAGCGUUGGAGAGAGUGAGGAAGGCAUUGUGGAGAGAGAGAGAGAGAGAUACAAAGGAAUUGGGGAAAGCGAGGAAAUCGCCA
Messenger RNA from Blastocystis hominis, 710 nucleotides. RefSeq lists its product as hypothetical. The transcript has 4 exons. Gene Ontology annotation, cellular component: nucleus. Gene Ontology annotation, biological process: DNA-templated transcription. Gene Ontology annotation, molecular function: zinc ion binding; nucleic acid binding. Lineage: Eukaryota; Bigyra; Opalinata; Blastocystidae. Bases 1 to 645 code for a protein of 214 amino acids. The record is from RefSeq and is a predicted model, not a curated record.